UUGCCAUAUGGGAAAGUGGGAAGGGCUCAAUUACUCACUCACUCAAUCAAUCAAUCCCUGCCGCUCAUCCAGGUUUAGAGCAAAAAAAAAAUCAAGAAAUUCCAAUUCUUUGAUUGUCCAUUGGCUUGGCUGUUUUCCCGUGGAUUGAAAUUGUAGACAGAGAUCAUGCUAGGUUAUGUCAUGCAAUGCAGGUGAUGCCAGGAUUUGCCUGGGCACGCAGCAGGAGAUUUGGGAUGUAUAGACUUGAUCGCGAAGUUUCUCACCGGUUUUUGUGUUGCGCGCUCUAUCAAGUUUCUCCCUCUGGGUUUUGCCUCCCAGGAAUUCUUAUGAGAGUGUCUUUGUUGUUAUUGUUGUCGGUGUGUUUGUGUCAUCAGGAGGAUCGUCAUGGGACCAUAUGGACGCUGUGCCAUCGGGAUGGGGAGACAAAUAUCUGGCGGAAGGGCAGAAGUGAUAGCACGACUCCCAUGGUCAUAACAAUAACAAUAACGAUAACAACCAAGGAAUGGCGGGAAGAAUGAAUGAAGCACAAACGAACGAGUCGCACUGGAAAGUCAUCAUGGACGGACGGGGGAAAUAGGGAAAGAACGUAAAGUCACGUUGCCGUGAUUGGCUCCAUUUGGCAAGAGGCCGGGCAUCAAUCCGUCACUUCUUUCCUGUUCGGU
Aspergillus costaricaensis CBS 115574 is the source of this 662-nucleotide messenger RNA. RefSeq lists its product as uncharacterized. Lineage: Eukaryota; Fungi; Ascomycota; Eurotiomycetes; Eurotiales; Aspergillaceae. The coding region runs from base 186 to 518 and encodes 110 amino acids. The record is from RefSeq and is a predicted model, not a curated record. The transcript has a single exon.